Messenger RNA from Larimichthys crocea (large yellow croaker), 1812 nucleotides. RefSeq names its product ECSIT signaling integrator (gene ecsit). The transcript is spliced from 9 exons. Lineage: Eukaryota; Metazoa; Chordata; Actinopteri; Sciaenidae. Gene Ontology annotation, biological process: cell surface receptor protein serine/threonine kinase signaling pathway; innate immune response. Bases 273 to 1637 code for a protein of 454 amino acids. Gene Ontology annotation, molecular function: protein binding. The record is from RefSeq and is a predicted model, not a curated record. Gene Ontology annotation, cellular component: mitochondrion.
CGACGCUCGGCGUGUCCAGCCGCUGUGACGCAGUAAACACUGUCUACAUUCAGUGUGGCGGGAUAAACUGUCAGGAUCCACCUCGCGCCUGUCACAUCAAAGCCGGGACACCCCGCACGAGACCGACUGGAAGCUAAUGUGUGUAGAACCAGGAUGUGAGCCGGCUUCAGCAUGGAGGUGUCCGCUGCAGUGAUGUCUGAAGGAGACUGACGUCUGCGUGGAUCCACGUUCAGUUUCAUGAAAGUCAAUGUGAUGGCUCUACCGGCUCUACCAUGAAGUGUGCCCGCUGCCUCCUCCAGCUGCAGCGUCUCAGACCAGCGGGCCAGUCAGCCAGGUCUGCGGCCCAGUAUGGCGCCCUGCCCCAGUCACCCUAUGCCAGUCACAUGCUACAUAACACCCAGCUGCAGGUGUUGAGGCGUUUCCACGGCAGCCCAGCACGUGUCAAGAAUCGACCAGUACCCGCAGAGUUCAUCAAUGAGGACGACAAGAAGAGGGACAAGUCUCUGGUCGCCCACGAUGACCUGUUUGAGCGGGUGGACAAAGAGUCUAGAACCAAGGCCACAUUUAACAAAGUGGUGGACGUCUUCAUAAAGGCGGACGUGAGGCGGCGUGGUCAUGUGGAGUUUAUCUAUGCCGCUCUGAAGAAGAUGCCGGAGUUCGGCGUGGAGAAAGACCUAGUGGUCUACAACAAGCUGCUGGAUGUUUUUCCCAAAGAGGUGUUUGUGCCCAGAAACUUUAUCCAGCGAAUGUUCAACCACUACCCCCGACAGCAGGAGUGUGGAGUGCAGUUACUGGAGCAGAUGGAGACCUAUGGUAUCCUGCCCAACGUAGAGACCAAAGUCCUGCUGGUCCAGAUCUUUGGGGAGAAGAGCCACCCCAUGAGGAAGUAUCAGCGCCUCAUGUACUGGUUCCCCAGAUUUAAACACACAAACCCGUUCCCCAUCCCCCAGCAGCUGCCUGAAGACCCAGUGGACUUGGCUCGCUUCAGUCUGACCCGCAUCGCUAAUGACCUGGACGCUGCGGUCACCGUCUAUCAGCUGCCCUGUACAGACAUCACAGAGAGUGGAGAGCUGCUCACACUUCCACAUAUAGUAGGUAUCCAGGGCCCCAGCCAGAUGGAGCUCCUGGCCAAGCAUAACCCGAGCAGGCCUGUGUUCGUGGAGGGCCCAUUCCCUCUGUGGCUGAGGAAGACCUGUGUGCACUACUACGUCCUCAGAGCUGACCCAUUACCACCUGAAGAGAAGGUAGAGGAGCCCUAUGAUCCUGAGAGGUGUUUAGUCUAUCCUCUGCAGCUAGACCUGGAUUUAGACCGUGACUUCGGGGACGAGGAGAGCUUCGACGUGGAAGACUUGGAUGAGGGUCCAGUCUUUGCCAUGUGUAUGACCAGCCAGGGCGACCAAGCCACCCUCAAUCAGUGGAUCUCUGGCCUCCAGCAGAACAACCCCAUCCUGGGUCAGGUCCCCACUCUAUUCCGCCUAAACGCUGGGCCCAAGGAGCUGCAGGGUGUGGGUGACACAGAGUCAGAGCAUCACCGCAAACCGGAGCAGGAGACCCAGAGAGAGGAGAGGCAACCUGAGGAAGAACCUGAGGUUCUGGAGGAAGAAAGGCCAAGGAGAAGCCAUGGGAUGAAACAGUGAACAGCAGUCAGACUGUGUGCUUAAGACUGAACAUUGGCUGAUUUUAUGUGUCCAUGCUGUGAGGAUGGAUUAGUGUCAUUUGACUAGGGAACACGCCAACUCCAUAAAACCUGAGACGGAGUCUGAAUAAUGUUGGUGAGGUUCAGAAAUCAAUAAAUUAAAUAUAAAAACUGUG